Messenger RNA from Clupea harengus (Atlantic herring), 1355 nucleotides. RefSeq names its product vasoactive intestinal peptide b (gene vipb). Gene Ontology annotation, biological process: adenylate cyclase-activating G protein-coupled receptor signaling pathway; epinephrine secretion; regulation of protein localization. Lineage: Eukaryota; Metazoa; Chordata; Actinopteri; Clupeiformes; Clupeidae. The record is from RefSeq and is a predicted model, not a curated record. Gene Ontology annotation, molecular function: neuropeptide hormone activity; peptide hormone receptor binding. Gene Ontology annotation, cellular component: neuron projection; extracellular region.
AAUGCGACCACGGACAGCAGACAGCACGGUUGGCAGCAGAAGACACUUUGGAGUCCGUGAGAAAAACAAGACCUCAAAAAUUAGAGGUUCUUUUCGGCAGAGGAGCACCGACGGACUGCAUUUCAGAACCUUGGAGAGCUCUCGCAGAUCGCUCCAUCUGGGAACCAGUGUCUUACCUGAAAAUCGCAACUAUGAGACAAAUAAGCGGCUGUCAACCUUUGGUGCUGGUAGUACUACUGAGUGCACUGAGCUGCAAGACUUUGGGUCUUCCCGCUAUCUCCACGUACUCAGCGAUGAGAUCAGAGGACCUUGACGGAGAUGGGAGUGACAGCGACCUCUCCAGCAGUCCGUCUGCACAAGACUUCGAGAACUAUAAACUACUUCAUGAGAUCGCGAACACUAUGGCAAGACCAAGAAGACAUGCUGAUGGUCUCUUCACUAGUGGCUACAGCAAGCUCCUCGGUCAGCUUUCAGCCAAAGAAUACCUGGACUCCUUGAUGGGGAAGCGAAUUAGUGAUGACCUCGAUGAUGAUCAAUUAAUAGCAAAGCGUCACUCGGACGCGGUGUUUACCGACAACUACAGCCGCUAUCGCAAACAAAUGGCAGUGAAGAAGUUCCUCAACUCUGUCUUGACGGGGAAAAGGAGUCCCGAGGACACUCUCUCUAUGCCCGAGGAGGCGAUCCUAUGAAGCCACAGCUUCUUAAGCUAAGUAGACAUCGUGAUGCAUAACAACGGUUUAAUUCUUCACCAAGACGUGCCCUCAGCCGGAUGCCAAACCUAAAGUUUACAGAUGCCAUUGCCAAGCUUGUACAUACACGCAACAAUCAACAAUAUGCCAACUACAACUAAGUACACUCUGCCAUAUCUAGCAAAACAUUGGGAGGAGCAGAAGAAAGCAUAUUUAUAUAAAUAUUUCUUUACUUAACAAAAACGGGUGGUGUUGAUUAGCUUCGCAACCCUACAAGCAGUCGACCUGGGCCAAUCUGCGGUCACUGUAGGUUGCCUAUGUAAGCCGUCAGCUAAGUACCAGACCUUUUACCUUUACAAAAACAUGCAGUAUCUAUCCAAAUAUUGUUAUAUAUCUACAAACAGUAACGCAUUUUAUCAGAUAUCCAUGGCAAUGUAUCAUACACUGCAUUAGAGACUACACGAGUAUGGACAGAACGAGAAAAUAGUGCAGAAAAAAAACAUAAAAAAUAAUAAAGCAAUGAAUUCGAAUGACGUUUUUGACUAAAAUAUUUUGACCACAGUGGAAAUUGUUACAGACUUGUUUCUUAAAAAAAAAGAUGCUUAAGUAGAGUUUGUUGGUGAACGUUGAUUUAACGUGUACAGCUAAUAAAGUGAACAACAAACA